UUAAUUUUCUCUCUCCUACUUUGUAGUAGUUCUCUGUUCUGGUUCUCUUGUUCUAACAUUCUUUAUCAAUAUUUUCAUAAUAAUAUUCGUAUUWGUAUUAUCUACAGACUACAGAGUUGUCAGAGUUCAGUAGUUAAUAGUUAUUACAGGUAUUAAUUUUUUGUAGACUUUUUUUCAAAUUAUGUUUUACAACAAACGUAGUUGACCAAUGUCAGACGUAGUGUUACGGCUAAAAUGCCGUUCGGGAACGUUCCCAAUGACAAUUCCUUUGAAUUGUCCAAUAUCUAGUUUGAAAGAGCAGGUGUCAGUGCUGAGUGAAAUACCAGUGGCUAGCAUUAAAUUGUUAUUUGGCUUUCCGCCCAAGUCCAUACAAAAAUUAGAAGGUACUGUUGAAGAUGCUGGUCUCAAGUCAGGCGAUACAAUUAUAGCUGAGGUUGAUUCAACUAGUGCUAGUGCCCAACACCUCAAAGUAGAAACUGAGAGUAAUAUUCUAAAGCAUGUCACAGAACAAGAGGUAGGAGAUGAAGUGCCGUUGAUUUUGCGUAAAGUUGUACCCGCUGAUAAUUCUUGUUUGUUCACCAGUAUGGGAUUUGUAUUGGGAGGUAAAAUUGAUUUGGGUAGUGGCAACUAUAUGCGUGAGAUAAUAGCUAAUGCAGUAAAAGAUAAUCAACUAGAAUUUAGUGAAGCUGUACUUGGAAAACCAAAUGAAGAUUAUUGUGAAUGGAUACGGAAUCCAAAUUCAUGGGGUGGUGCUAUUGAGGUGUCUAUAUUGUCUAACUUCUAUGGUAUAGAAAUUGCCGUAAUCGAUACUCAAAGUGGUUCUAUUAGUAAAUUUGGUGAAGAUAAAGACUAUCCUCACCGAGUAUUCCUUAUUUAUGAUGGUAUUCAUUAUGACCCUUUAUACUUGGAAUCGCCGUUUUCUCCUGGAGAAAUUCAAACAUUAUUCCCAACAAAUGAUGAUCGCAUGUUAGAUGCUGCUCAGAUGUUAGCUAAUGAAGCUAAAUCUAGUAGACAAUAUACAGAUGUAAAACGAUUUACACUUAAGUGCUUAGAUUGUGGUUGUAUUAUGAUUGGACAAACACAAGCUCAGGAACAUGCCAAAUUAACUGCUCAUAACAAUUUUAAUGAAUACUAAUAUCCAUAACUUAACAUGCAAAAUUUAAAAGAAUUUAGUUGUUUUUGUCAUUAAAUAAACUUUAGUUUUUACCUUAUUAGUUAUUACUCACUAUAUUUUGGUUUGGUAAUAUUUUUUAUGGUACGCGAGGUGAAAAGUGAGCCGUGAUUGAUGCGCGCCAAGUGGCCGUUUUUCAUCAGGGCUAAUGUAACAUUAACUGACACCAUGUAAAAUGACCGCUUGGCGCGCGUCGAUCGCGGCUCACUUUUYGCCUCGUGUACUAUAGUACUAAAGUAAUACAAUGUUAAUAAAUUAUAUUAAAAUUAAAUGUAUUAUAUCUUAUAUWCAUAUAUCAUGUUGGGGUAGUAUAAACAUCAAUACCCCUAAACACAACUUUUUGGGAGAAAGGUGAAGCAAUCAGAAUUGAUUAAACCUCACUCAGAUUUUUUGAAAAACUGUGUAUAAUUUAUUAUUGUAAGCUUUUUUUUUCUAUAAAAUUUAAAAAACAU
Messenger RNA from Diuraphis noxia (Russian wheat aphid), 1623 nucleotides. RefSeq names its product Yod1 deubiquitinase (gene Yod1). Gene Ontology annotation, molecular function: cysteine-type deubiquitinase activity; protein binding. Lineage: Eukaryota; Metazoa; Arthropoda; Insecta; Hemiptera; Aphididae. Gene Ontology annotation, cellular component: cytosol; nucleus. Gene Ontology annotation, biological process: endoplasmic reticulum unfolded protein response; protein deubiquitination; ERAD pathway. The record is from RefSeq and is a predicted model, not a curated record.